AUGGAAGAAUCAGAAACCCUCAUCAAGGGUUCAGCUGAUUCUUCUAAUAAAUUGACGGGCCUCUCGAUUGAGAGCUCGUCAGAAAGUUCGUGGAACAUCUAUCUUGAAGGAUGGGCUAUGAGUCCCACUCCCUCGAUCACGAGGCCACUGCGCGCUGAACCUCGACAUAAUGAUCAGAGUGAACCAGAGACGACGCGUCCUCUGUAUGUUGGGUAUUUCGAGGGAGUGGGUCAGGAGCCAGGAAUGUGGAGGAGGAAUGGGAGGAAGCGGAAGCUGAGGAUUUGGUUCCAAGAACAGAGGAGAACUGAGGGGCUAGAGGAAAUUUGGUUGGUGGUGGAAACGAUACAUCUCGGUUCCAAAAUAAGGGAGACGUGGGUCUCUCGACGACGCGCCUAAUAUCUCCUAAAACCUGGGAAUAUAUACCGCUGGAAUCAAGACUUGAACCCGCUGACGUCGGUAUUGAAACUCUAUUAUGAGACUUGUUGCAGUUUGGUUUCUAAGCAUCAGGACUUUUACAUUUAUGAGUUCAUGAAUCUUAUAUUGCUUGGAGAUUAUGGUUAUCUUUGGCAUCCUGGAGUACCUGGCGUACGUGUGA
This is a messenger RNA of Asparagus officinalis (garden asparagus), 595 nucleotides long. RefSeq lists its product as uncharacterized. The record is from RefSeq and is a predicted model, not a curated record. Bases 1 to 396 code for a protein of 131 amino acids. The transcript is spliced from 3 exons. Lineage: Eukaryota; Viridiplantae; Streptophyta; Magnoliopsida; Asparagales; Asparagaceae.